AUGCAGCUAUCGCUUGAAAGAAGUGUAAUUAACUCUCAAGGCUGUUUUGUUCUGGAUGGCAACCAAGAGAGGAAAAGAUGGAAGUCUCCACUAAUUCAAAAAGACAAACCUGAAAGACAUGAAAAAGCUGAAAAGAAACCUCCUCCCAAAGAGGAGAAGAAAAUAAAGAGCACUAAAGCGGAAGCAAAAGUUAAAAAGGAAGUGAAGGAUGGAAAAGGAGAAGCAAAGACGACUGAGAAGGUCAAGCAGACAGAGACUAAAACAACUGAAGUUGGGCUAAUAAAAGCCAAACCGAAAGUUAAGGAGGAGAAAGCACUUCAGACUGUAACUAAAUCGGAAAAGAAAGAUCAAUAUGCGUUCUGUCGCUAUGUGAUUGACAUGUUUGCGCAAGGGGAUUUUUAUCCAGGACAUAAGGAAAUGGUACCACCUCGUCUUCUUCUGGAACACAGUCCAAGAAAGAAACCAGCAGCUAUUGAAGAGAGAAAAGAGGAAAAGAAAAAGGCUGAUGUAAAGAGGGCUAUGACUGAAACUAAGAAGAAAGAUCCUGGAAAAGAGAAAGUAUUGAAAUCUCCAGCUGCUACAAAAGAUAAAGAUUCUCUAAAAGGAAAAAAUCCCAAGAAUCCAGAGGAGUCAAAAGAAAAAGAGACUGGUAAAAAAAAAGAUGUGAAGCCUCCAGCAGCAUUAAAGGAAAAGGACUCUUCAAAAGGAAAAGAAAUGAAGGCUUCAACUACAACUAAGGAAAAAGCUGCGGUGAAAAAGGAAGGGGAGAAGAAAGCUACCUCAGAGAAAUCUCACAAACACAAGCAUGAAAGCAUUAAACACGAAAAAUCUGUCUCUCAGACUAAGACAGAGGAGAAAAUUAAACAACAAAAGACAACUCCCACGGAGAAGUCAGUCCAGGCAAAGCCAACAAAACAUGAAGCAGUCAGACGUGAAAAAGAUGUUCCGCCUACAAAACCAGUCAAACUGAAAAGCACUGCAAAGCCAACAGGUGAAAUCCCAACAGCAGCCACGAAAAAAACAAAGACAGCUAAAGAAAAAGAAGAAAAAACAACUGAGAAGAAACAUCUGAAAGAUGAAAAAAGCAAAGGAGUCCCACUGGCAAAAGAAGCUCCACGACAUCACAACCUGACAACAGCUCCUGUCCGCUACUUUCAAUGUGUCUUCCUAAAUGGACCUAAUGGAUUUGGACUGCAAUUUCCCACUAAUCACCCUUCAAACAAAGAAGAAAAGAUUCACUCAAAGACUUCCAAGGGAAAGACAAGGAAACCAGGGCAGUAGAGAGACUGAGUCCCGUGAUUGUUCACAUUUUGCACUUUAUCUUUUCUACUAAGGUCCACAGUAGUUACAGCGGUACUUGUCAUUGCAAGAACGUGAUCCACUUGGACACAUGUACCUGGAAAAAGUUUCCAUGGGGCAGAGGCAAAACAAGCAGUAAUGAGCUGUGUUUGACAAAGGUAGAAAUGUAAAAGUGCCCCGUUCCUCAUGGAAAGGCUGCAAUGUUAACAGAGCAUUGGCCUGAUGGUGUGUGUGAGCGUGUGUGUGUGUGUUUUCCUGCCUCUCUUGCUCUUCUUGUUUUUCUAUACCUACCUGCUCAGCAUUGAAGUGAGUCUGUUUCCCAUUUAAUCUUAUCUAGAGAGUGAAAGGUUGAAUAUAGCUCUUAUAUCAGCAAGAUUGCAAGACUACCUGCAAUCCUAAAUCAUGUCAUCUUAGCAUUCUAUCAAACUGCUGACAGGGAAAAAGCCUCACUAAGUCAUGAAAAUGUGCUCUGUGACUGGUGCUAUUUUUACGUCUCAUUGACCAGUGUAGCCUGAAGCUCACACUUGUGCUGAGCAGCUCGAUAUACUAUCAGCACGUUGACUCCGCAAGUCAUGUUAAUGAUGAAUAUUUCUGUUUAACUCAAAGCAGUAGAAGCAUGGUCUGUUUGCCCUGCCUGUUGGUAAAAUACAACCUCUUCAGUUUCUAAAGCCCAAAGUGAACAGAAAAAAAUGGAACGACAGAGCAAAGGUGAGGAAAACUAGUGUUUCACCAACACGGAGGCCCCAAGAAAUAAAUGGAAUAAUUUUAGUACUUCUACUUUUCUUCUGUGAGUAAAUCAGAUUGACUUGCAGUGAAGAUGAUGUAAAUGGAGAAUAUAUCAGCCAACCAUUUCUUUUUAGCAUAAGUCAGAUGAAAAGCUAUGAUGUUAAAUGCCACUCGUGAAACUAAAGCAACCCAAAUUUCCAGUAGGUAAACAUGCCAAUUUAAUGCAAUCUCAGAUCAUUAAAAAAAAAAAAAAAAAAAA
Calidris pugnax (ruff) is the source of this 2284-nucleotide messenger RNA. Its product is annotated as triadin-like. The transcript has 22 exons. Gene Ontology annotation, cellular component: sarcoplasmic reticulum; membrane. Gene Ontology annotation, molecular function: signaling receptor binding. The coding region runs from base 1 to 1281 and encodes 426 amino acids. NCBI's taxonomy places the organism in Eukaryota, Metazoa, Chordata, Aves, Charadriiformes, Scolopacidae. The record is from RefSeq and is a predicted model, not a curated record.